This is a messenger RNA of Recurvomyces mirabilis, 816 nucleotides long. RefSeq lists its product as uncharacterized. Lineage: Eukaryota; Fungi; Ascomycota; Dothideomycetes; Mycosphaerellales; Teratosphaeriaceae. The coding region runs from base 1 to 816 and encodes 271 amino acids. The record is from RefSeq and is a predicted model, not a curated record. The transcript is spliced from 2 exons.
AUGGUCCUUAAGUGGUCCACGAGAGUCAAACUUCAAUCCAAAGGACCAUUUGGAGCGCCCUACUCAAGGAUCUGCGAGCGGAUCAUGAUGUCCAUGGCAGACCUGGUGCUUGUCGACGCCGCCGCUUGGGCAAAAUGGCUUGCGGAGAACGCUUCUUCCUCUCAAGGAGUCUGGUUAUCCAUGGCCAAGAAAGGAGUCACUCAGCCUACAUCUUUGACCUUACCACAGGCCUUGGACGAAGCCUUGUGCUAUGGUUGGAUCAAUGGGCAAGGUCGUAAAGGGUGCGAAGGCACGACAGUACAGCGAUGGACGCCAAGGAGACCAAAGAGCAUGUGGUCGCAAGUCAAUGUCGAGCACGUUGCCCGACUUGACCAAGAAGGGCGGAUGAAGGAUGCCGGAUGGGCUGCUGUCGAAGCUGCGAAAUCGGAUGGAAGGUGGGAUGCCGCAUAUGCUCGGCAGUCAGAGAUUGUAGCCCCGGAUGAUCUACUUGCUGCUAUCAAAGCUGUGCCUGAAGCACAAAAUACUUGGGAGGCGGUCAACAAGACCAAUCGCUUCCUGCUGAUCUACCGAUUGAGCUCGCUGAAGACCGAGGCGGGACGAAAGAAGCGCAUUGCGGCAACAGUCGAGAGUCUUGCGAAAGGCGAAACACCUCAGCCACAAAAAGGUCUUACGACAAAGCCUACUACGAAGGCGAGCUCCAGCGAAAGCAGCUCCGGCGUGAAGCCGACGAGGGCAAAGCAACGGAAGGAUGUCCUGAUACAACGGGGCACGCGAAGCAGCUCGCGAACCAUCACCAAGAAGGACUCGGUACCAUAA